AUGGCGAGGUCGCUUGUAAACAAUGAAGUUUUAUAUUUUCUUGAAAAUAAUUGGUGUUUAAGUGAAAACGACUCGUUUGUAAAUAAUAUUGUUAAAUUUUACAGUUUUGAAGAUAUUGAUAAUGCUAUUAAAGCUCUGAAAAACGAAUUAUUUAGUUUGAAAAUAGAAAAAAUUGAGAAGUUUCAGCCUCGCGGGAAUAGGAAAAGAGAGAAAUUGUUUGAAUGUAUUUUCAUAAUGAAAUAUUUAAAAGAGAAUAAAUAUUGGGAAAAGUGUUCAAUAUUUGUGAGUUCUAACUUAAAUAAAGUUCCAAAGGUCGAAAGUUUGUUAACGAUAAACUUUCAAAUAAUUGAAGGUGAACUAAUUGAAAUGUUGCACAACCAACAGAUGCAGUUUAAUAAACUAGUCGAAGCUGUUUCAAUAAGAAAAAAUAAUGUUGUUGAAAUAAAUAAAUUUAUAGAAGCUACUGAAAAUAACAACAUUAAUACCGUUAAGUUGGAAAAACUUGUUGAUACUGUUGAAAAUAAAUUAGUAGUUGACGUUCAUAAUGCUGACAUGAAUAAAAAUUUAGAAAUUAAUGCCACUGAAGAACUAGUCAAUAAACCACUAUGGUUGGAUGCAUAUGACAGUCCAAUUGGCAAUGAUGUUCGGCCAUUCUUGCUUGUUAAUAAACGAAAGAAAUCUCAACAGCUCAGCAACAACACAAAAGCAGACAACAAACCAAAACUAUCAACCAACAAGGUAGCUGACUCUAAGACAGUUGAGAAAAAACCGGUUAGAAUUAUUGGACAAAAAAUUCUAGAUAACGGUAAAUUAAAGGCAGACAAGGAGUUAAUUAAAAAACCUGUUUUCUGUCUAAGCAACAUUAGCAAAUGCCACAGAAAUGAUGUCGAAGAAUAUCUGACUACUAACGGAAUUAGACUUUUAUCAUGCUAUCCAGUCGUUAAACAGUUUAAGAAAAAAUCGAUAGCAUCUGAAAAUAGUAUUGAUAACAACACAGUCAACUAUUCGGAUGAUAAAACUAAAGAUGAUAUAGAGUCCUCUAUGUUCAGAGUUUGCAUUGAUAGAAAUGACGUUAAAAAAAUAAAGGACCCAGCGAUAUUGCCGCAACACAUUAUAGUGCGCGAGUGGCAAUUUAAUAAAAAAGCUCAAGUUACUGUUGAAAAAACAAAGAAAGAUGGAUAA
Molecule: messenger RNA, 1182 nt
Organism: Helobdella robusta
Lineage: Eukaryota; Metazoa; Annelida; Clitellata; Rhynchobdellida; Glossiphoniidae
Exons: 1
Coding region: 1-1182 (393 amino acids)
Source: RefSeq, a predicted model, not a curated record